This is a messenger RNA of Periconia digitata, 892 nucleotides long. The record is from the annotation of a GenBank genome assembly. NCBI's taxonomy places the organism in Eukaryota, Fungi, Ascomycota, Dothideomycetes, Pleosporales, Periconiaceae.
CUUUCACUUCCCGUACAUGUCCCGUAAUGGCCACCUGCUGAGUCCAUCUGUCCUCACUCGCGGAAUAGGUCCAUUUUCUCCAACUGCCUGUCCUUCCCAGAGAUACUACAGAAUUGCCGUCAGGAGACCAGAGACCCACCCAGAACCCGCCAGCGCUGCCGGUAGCGCUAGUGGAACCUUUUUGCGCACUGAUCUCACCGAGGCGUGUUAUGCAGAUCCAGACUCCUGACGACGAGUCCGCCUCCCAAAUAGAUAGCGAAUUAUCUUCUGACGUUGACAACAACUGGAGCUUUCCGUCUCGCCGCCGCCAGGAUGCGGUGUAAAUCCAAUCUUCAUGACCCAGCAGUAGGGCUUCAAAUGUGAUGGAGUAUUUAGAUGUGGCGGAAGCGAACCGAUGCGCUUUAUUGGACAGUGACUUUCCCAGCACGCCCAACGCGGGGUCAUUGAGUGCGCUGCUCACGGCCGGUAACUCUUCUCCGCGAUGCAGACGCCAUAGACGGAUAUACUUGUCUUGACUGGCCGAUGCGAGUAUGCCGUGGUGCCAAAGUGAUGGACUGAACGAGCUCAACAUCAAUAGUGGAAAAGUCCGCAUCAUGAACGAGCUUCCAGAUCUUUACUGUGCCAUCUGAAGCACCCGUCGCGAACGUAUCCUCUCCAUCCAGAGUGGCAAUCCGGGUAACGGGCCCCGAAUGAUGGCCCGCCAAAACUUUCACUGCUUCAAAUCGCGAUCCUGAAUCCCGGGUGCCACGCCAUAUACGUAUCGUGUGGUCUGCGGAACCACUGAUGAUGAUGGAUACGGCGCCUGAUGAAGUAAUUGGAAAGAACUUUACUGCAUUGACGACGUCUGUGUGUCCAUUCAGAAUCGUCUGCACACCUUUCAAAUCGUUGUCCU